AUGGCUUAACGCGUACGGAGGUUUCUUAUCAUUUCCGGUAUCAGUCUGAAGCAGGACGACGUUGACAAAUUGACAUGAAAUCCACAUUUUCGCGGGGGUCAUGUUUGUUAAAUAUGGCAUAAUGUAUUAGAAAUAAUAUAGAUAGCAUAACGACGCUGUAUUGUAUCGCGAGUUACCCCUUGUCAUUUUUCACGCGCAAAAGCUAAAGCUAGCAUGCGGCGAGCAGCUGGAAUACAGUAAAGAGACAGCCGAGCCGCACACACUUUUUAGUCCGAGCUAUCGAGUCAGUCAUGGCCACUCGGCGUCUGACAGAUGCCUUCUUGUUAAUGCGGAACAAUGCGAUCCAAAACCGGCAGAUAUUGGCUGAGCAAGUGAGUACAAACGACCCCCGUCUGAGUACACGUAGCAAUGCUGCGGAGCUUGAUGAGUUGGCUGACGAUCGGAUGGCGUUGGUGUCAGGAAUCAGUCUGGAUCCUGAAGCGGCUAUCGGCGUCACCAGGAAGUUGCCUCCCAAAUGGAUAGAGGGCAUCGAUGAGAUUCAGUAUCAAAUCUCACGGGUUCGUCAGAAGAUGAAGGACCUGGCUUUGCUUCACGACAAGCAUAUGAAUCGACCCACACUGGAUGACAGUAGUGAAGAAGAGCAUGCCAUAGAAAUCACAACACAGGAGAUCACACAGAUCUUCCACCGAUGUCAGCGAGCCGUAACGGCCCUGCAGUCGCGCUGCGGCCACUGCACCGAGCAGGAGCAGAGACUACUGAGAAACGUGGUCUCGUCACUGGCGCAGAGUCUGCAGGAGCUGUCCAUCAAUUUCAGGCACACACAGUCCAGCUACUUAAAACGUAUGAAGAAUCGUGAGGAGCGAUCAAAGCACUUUUUUGACUCAGGACCGUUAAUGGAAGAGGAUGAAGAGCUAGCUGUGUAUGACAAGGGCUUUACAGAUGACCAGUUAAUGCUGGUGGAACAGAACACAGUCAUGGUGGAAGAGCGAGAGCGGGAGAUCAGACAAAUAGUUCAGUCCAUCUCGGAUCUGAAUGAGAUUUUCCGGGAUUUGGCCGGAAUGGUGGUGGAGCAGGGCACCGUUCUUGACAGAAUCGACUUCAAUGUGGAGCAAGCGUGUGUCAAAACAGACGAUGGCUUGAAACAGUUACAAAAGGCAGAGCAGUACCAGAAGAAAAACAGGAAGAUGCUGGUCAUUUUGAUCCUCUUUGUCAUAGUCAUCAUUCUAAUUAUUAUUCUUUUUUCAACCAAGUUUUAAUAUUGCAUUCCUUUUGCUCCUCUGUGAGUGUUUGUUGUGGACCUCUGCUCAAAACCAAGUUGACAGCCUUUCACACCAAGCAGCAAAAUGAAAAUCCACGUCUGUUUUCUGGUGUGCUUUGGGCUGUACCAAGAUUUUUAUUUUAUUUUUAUUUUUUUUAAAUCAAAGACACAAUCAACAGUAUGAUUGAGCUGAGGCGGAUUUAUGUGACUCACACCUAAUUGUCUAGGCCUAUACUUGACCGUGUUGGUAUAUCUAUCUUUCUCAAGAGAAAACACUUUACAGCAUACAUAACUGGACAAGCAUGUGUAUUGUUGAAAUAGUGCUCUCUCCUUUUUUUCAAUGUGCAAAUGGGGUGAAAAUACUUAGAAAAGCAGUGUUUUAUUGUUAAAGGCUGUGAGAGCAGCACCAAGCAUUACAACAGCCAUUCACUACAAAAAUAUUCUACAGUGUAAGGACAGCAUUUUGAUCAUUUAAACCUUUUCGGUUCUGAUUUCAUGAUACUACUGAAGCGGUUGAAGUACUGCUGCUUGCCUGAGGGGGUUAGGCAGCUGGCUCCCUGAUCCAUCCCAUCAUUUUAAAAUCACCUAUUUGUCAUCCAAAUGUUUUUUGUUUGUUAUUUUAAAUGUCUUUUGUUUGUUUCAUGGUCCUUGCAUUAAGUGCUACCUUUUUUUUAACUGCAGUUUGCACAUACUUGAGGCCUGAGCAAGACGGUGUUAUGGAUGUAAUACUACUGUCAUCUGUAUGAUAAAAAGAAUUAUUUAUUUAAAAAAAAAAAAACUACAAAUGAUCGAGGAGC
Messenger RNA from Phycodurus eques (leafy seadragon), 2055 nucleotides. RefSeq names its product syntaxin 16 (gene stx16). The record is from RefSeq and is a predicted model, not a curated record. Lineage: Eukaryota; Metazoa; Chordata; Actinopteri; Syngnathiformes; Syngnathidae. Gene Ontology annotation, biological process: vesicle-mediated transport; vesicle fusion; intracellular protein transport. Gene Ontology annotation, molecular function: SNARE binding; SNAP receptor activity. Gene Ontology annotation, cellular component: membrane; SNARE complex; endomembrane system. The coding region runs from base 291 to 1256 and encodes 321 amino acids. The transcript has 9 exons.